GCUGUGGUUUCAGCAUUACAAACUGUGAAGACUUCCAGAUUUAUCAAGGAAAUAUUUGAUAAAGCAAGGCUGUCUUUCACACUUUGGAAGUGGGUUUUCUAAUUAUUGGAAGUUUUUGUUUCUGGAGGGGGAGUUGUAAAGCAUUACUUGUAUCUCAACAUUGAAAAAGAGUGUAGGUGUUCUAUAAACAGGAGCUGAAGGUGUGCACAUAAGAGAAUGUACAAUAAUGGCCACUAGAGGUCAUUCUUCACUAGUCCUGGCUAGCUCUUUUGUAUACACUGGAAGAAUCAUGCUUCCAACAUGUGAAAAUUGGAAACAUUUAAGUGGCACAAUCAAAUUGGAAUCUGUUGCCCAGAAUAUGAAGUCUGUCUGUCUUUUGUAUAUGUAGCUUCAUUCAUCAGUGAAGAAAACCUCAGUGUACUGUAGAUUAGAAUUCUGCAAAAUAUUUCCCGUCACAGGAAAUAUGGGUCAUGUUUAUCCUUGCUCAGUAGUGCAAAAGCUAAAGAGAGGGAACCAUGAAUUAGAAAUUCACUCUUGAGUAAGCAUACUGACCAUUUAGUCUCAAUCAUGAGGAUCUAAAGAAGCUGACAACCACAGAAGGGUUUGUGUGUGCACACUUCUGAUUUGCAUUUCUUGAACUUGCUGUUAGAGAUAUGCAAGUCCAAAACACUCUCUCUCUCUCUCUCUCUCUCUCUCUCUCUCUCUCUCUCUCUCUCUCUGACUUCAUGGUGUUCUAAUUUCUGGCCUUAGGGACUAAAUGGUUGGUUAGCUAGUUCAGGGUCUCUUCCUAAUCUAGAUCAGAAUGCAUUCCAUUUUCUCCAAUCCCCAUCCCUCUGCUUCAACAUAGAGAAUGCAUAGGAUUUUGAAAAGCAUAGGAUUUCAAAAGAAUAGAAGGCAGACACCCCAUAAAUAGCUCUCUGGAUCCUGGUGGUUGUCUUCAGUGGGGUACACCCAGUUUAGCAUUUAACAGUGUUAUAAAUUCUUUCCAAGAUGUGCUAUAAUUGUACUAUAUAUAAAAUUGCAUACAUAUGCGUUCUAAGUUGACCAGAAGAUAUCGAGAGGAAGAGUUAAUGAACUUCCUUGCUCAGUUGACUGCUGUGUGCAAUAAAGAGAAGCUUUGUAAUCGUGGCUGGGGAGUCGUAACACAUGAAUGUGUUUGAAUUAAGCAGCAUGUUGAAUGAGAUUACAGUGCCCCUAUAAAGAUCUAUGCAGGUUUUGCAUUAUGGGCCUCAAAAGAGCAAAUAGGGGAAUUGAGUUUACUCUGGAGGGGUAGCUGUGUUGGUUUCUUGCAGCAAAAUAUCAGAGAUCCAGGUAGUGCCUUAAUGACUUACUGUGCCUGAAUGUUUCCUGGGCUGAAUCCCUUUUUAUCAGGGGCAUAAAGUAUUGUGUGCAUGCGUGCAUAACUAACAUAGGUGUAGACAGAAAAGGGGAGGAGAAAUCUUUCUACAGUGUGAAGCCAGGAGGCCCAGCAAAUGAAAACGAAAUCCAGUCAAAAGAGUCACACCUCUGAUCUGGCUGUGUUCUUGGAUGUGUGUGCACUCAGUUCCUGUGGAGCAGUGUUGCCGCCCAGUGUCACCUGUGAGCUGAGGAGGCACUCCAGAACAUUCUGCAAGACCCCCCCAAAGCAUGCAGGGAUUUUGUGUCGGGCUUGUAGGUUCUGCAGCAGACGAGUCGGUGUGGAAACAGUUAUCUGAAGGCAGAAAGUUUAGAAUUUAGCUUGGAUGUUGUCAUGCCAGAGGGGUUGCACUUUGUGGGGCGGGAAGGCUCCCAUUGCUACCAAAUCCUGGGAUAGCGUGAUUUUCUAAUGCUCACUUGGCAAAUGUUAUGUCUCCCCUAACCUGUAUCUUCCAACCCAGAUGCUUCCUGCUUUAGCUCUUAAACCCUUUGAAGGAUGUGUCACCAUCCCAGUUCCUAAUCCUGUUAACCAUUGUCUGUUUUUUGCCCUUUCUUCACUGGUGAUUCCUGUGUUCCUUAAUGCAGUCUCAUUGGACAACCAGCCUAUGCUGCACUACAUUCGAGAUAAAACGGCAGUCCCUUACUUCUCCAACCUAGUCUGGUUUAUUGGAAGUCAUGUGAUUGAACUGGAUAACUGUGUACAAACCGAUGAAGAGCACAGAAACCGAGGAAAGCUCAGCGACCUGGUAGCUGAGCACCUUGAUCAUCUCCACUACCUUAAUGAUAUCCUUAUCAUUAACUGUGAAUUCCUAAAUGAGGUGCUCACAGAUCACUUACUGAACAGCCUCUUCCUGCCCCUUUAUGUGUAUUCCUUAGUAAAUCAAGAUAAGGGUGAUGAGCGUCCGAAAAUAAGUCUUCAGGUUGCUCUGUACCUGUUGUCGCAAGUGUUCUUAAUUAUCCAUUACGCCCCUCUGGUGAACUCUCUGGCUGAAGUUAUUCUUAACGGAGACCUGUCAGUGUUUUCUUCAAAAGUUGAGCACGAUAUCCAGAAAAGCUCAGCGAAGACAGGCAUCAGAUACUUCAUUAAGCCUUCUGAGACCUUGGAGAGAUCCCUGGAGAUAAACAAGCAGAAGGGGAAGAAGCGGCUGCAGAAGAGACCCAACUAUAAAAAUGUUGGGGAGGACGAGGAGGAAGAGAGGGGGGCGGAAGAUAACCAAGAAGGCAUGGAGGGACCUUCAAAAGGCAUCAAGCCGAGUGGGGAGAGUGAAGAAAUCGAGAUGGUGAUCAUGGAGCGAUGCAAACUGGCUUCUGUGACAGAGCAAAACAUCACGGAUGAAGAAAAGAGCGCAGGCGCGGCUGGCCUUGAAGCAUCGAAGUGGAGCAGGCCUUUUCUCGAGAUGGUGUAUAACUCCCUGGAGUGUGCGGAAGACGAUUACCACGCUCUGUUCGUGCUGUGCCUCCUGUAUGCCAUGUCUCAUAACAAGGGAAUUGAGCCAGUCACGCUGGAGAGAAUUCAGCUCUCGGCACAAGACGCAGAGGAGAAAAACGCCUACAACCAUGUGCUUGCUGAAAGACUCAUCAGGAUCAUGAACUGUGCCGCUCACCCAGAUGGCAAAAUCCGCUUGGCAACGUUGGAGCUUGGCUGCCUGCUGUUGAAACAGCUGGUGUUGGCCAAACAUGGUAGUAUUAUCAAAGAUGUGCAUCUCGCCUGCCUGGAAGGUGCAAGAGAAGAAAGUGUUCACCUGCUGCGGCGUUUCUAUAAGGCAUUUAAACGGUUUGCGAGCGAGAGCCUCCUUCAAAAGCAGCAUCAAAAGGCCAAGCGCCAUGUUUUCCAUCGGGGUCAAAUCAGCAAGGCAACCUCAAGAGGAGAAGAAAUCUUUCUGGACAUGUUUGAAGAUGAAUAUAGAAGUAUGACUCUUAAGCCAAUGAAUGUGGAGUACUUGAUGAUGGAUGCCUCCAUUCUGCUGCCGCCAACAGGGACGCCGCUCACUGGCAUUGAUUUUGUGAAGAGGCUGCCUUGCGGAGACGUAGAAAGGACACGAAGGGCUAUCCGUGUCUUCUUCAUGCUGCGCUCCCUCUCGCUGCACCUUCAGGAUGAGCCAGAAACUCAGCUGCCAUUGACGAGGGAGGAAGACUUGAUUAAAACAGACGAUGUCCUUGACUUGAAUAACAGUGAUUUAAUUGCCUGCACUGUGAUCACAAAAGACAGCGGCCAAGUCCAAAGGUUUCUGGCAGUGGAUAUUUACCAGAUGAGCUUGGUGGAGCCAGAUGUUGCCCGCCUGGGGUGGGGAGUCGUCAAGUUUGCAGGCCUUCUUCAGGAUAUGCAGGUGACCGGAGUGGAAGACGACAGCCGGGCCCUGAACAUCAUCAUUCACAAGCCAGCCUCCAGCCCCCAUUCCCGACCCUUCCCCAUCCUUCAGGCCACCUUCAUCUUUUCAGACCAUAUUCGCUGCAUCAUUGCAAAGCAGCGCCUAGCAAAAGGUCGUAUCCAGGCUCGCCGGAUGAAAAUGCAGAGAAUAGCAGCUCUCCUGGACCUUCCAGUCCAACCUGCGAAUGAAGUGAUGGGCUUUGGGCACAGCUCUUCUUCUACAGUCCAGCACCUGCCAUUCAGGUUUUAUGACCAGUCCCGACGUGGCAGCUGUGACCCUGCUGUGCAGCGCUCUGUAUUUGCAUCCGUUGACAAAGUCCCAGGUUUUGCUGUCGCCCAGUGCAUCAACCAGCCCAACCCCUUGCCGCUCUCGUCGCCGUCCCCUUCGUCCAGCGGGAGCACUGGGCACUGUGAUUCGGCAGCCGCCAGCUCCACCUCCACUCCUUCUGUGGUGCAGAGUCCGUCAGGCCUGGCAGGAAAGGACGGCGGCGGGUGUUUAGUCUCUCGGAGGCUGACAGCCAUGGCGGACAGUGGGUUUAGGCCUUCCAGCAGCACCUGCAGCAGCAGCCCUUGCAAACCCCCUCCAGAUGACCAAGUAGCGGUUGAGCAGCCUCAGCCCUCCAGUCACUUGCCAGGAGCGGAGGGCUCUUCUGUGCACCUCUCCAAACCUGGCAAGAGCCUUGCCUGGAGCACAGAACUGGAGACGGCCAACUUGGCACCCAGCCUGACUCCUGCCCCGCAGCCCACCAUCUCCCUCCUCUCCAACGACGGCACAGACUCCCUGAGCGUGGAGUCGCUCACGCUGGUCCCACCCGUCGACACGGACAGCAUUCUCACCGUGGGCUGCAGCCCGGCCCCAGCCGUCGGGUCGGAUGUUUGCACAGCCGCGGAAGGCAGCCAGCUGAGUCAUUCAGCAGAUGGCGACGAACCGGAACCGUGACGGAGGCCCCGGCAAACUCCCUUCGUCCACGCGAGCGGCUGCUGUGAGGACAUUAAAACUGCCACACGCUGUUUGGUAACGUCCCACCAGCCUGCCGUGUCUCAGACAAUACGCACUCAGCGUGUGUGUGUGUUUUUUAAGAUGAGAAAAAUCUCACUCACACCUAGGAUUUGCAUUGCACUCUGGUUUUGAAAGGGGGGAGGUAAUUUUGGUGGUGGGGGGAAGUGGUGGCAGGAGAGUUGGGAGGAUCUGGGUUUGCAGGGGCAGGGGCGUCUUUUUGUUUCGUUCUUGAUCUUAAGCCACUAUCACUGGACCACUUCUAUGAAUCUCGUGAGCAGCAGCAGAGCCGCCGCCAUGACUGCAGUGGAGCGCAGGGAACCUGAGGACUGCCUUUCCUUUGUGUUCUCGCUCCGUCUUUUUGUACGUGGUUCUCCUCCUGCUUUGCUUGGAGAAGAGAUCAGUUGGCCAGGGGACCUUGGAGGCAGUGGCAUCCCCUCUAGGAGUAAACCUAGCCUCAUUCAGUUUAAUUCAUUCUGUUCCAAGGCAUGGGUGGUCUGGAAAUCCCAGCUGAGUUGACCGCUUGUAUUUAUAGCACUGUAAACUUUAAUAUUCAACUUGUGUGUGUGUGUAGUCUGCGUGUAAUAAUUUUAACUUGAAGUUGUGCACACAUCUGUUGCGGGGAGGGGGGUGCAAAAAAGGGGGGGGAAUCCCACAUCCCAUCCCAGGUGUAACUCAAAAGGGCUUAUUCAGAAGGACACAUGGGGAAUCUCUUGGCAGAGUUUUGUGUAAAGAAUUUCAGAGGAAUGUACAAUAUUUUAGCAUAUCUGAUGUUGUCAUUAUUUUGUGGCUGGCUUGUCAUUUCUACACAAUGCCAGCUCUUUCUUAAGAAGGCCCCAUCAUGGCAACCCCUUUCUGAAGAGGUUUAUUUAUAUUCCAAUAAAUUCCGCUUGCCUCCUGCCCAAAA
Messenger RNA from Hemicordylus capensis (graceful crag lizard), 5667 nucleotides. It is a transcript of the gene CLEC16A, whose product is annotated as C-type lectin domain containing 16A. Lineage: Eukaryota; Metazoa; Chordata; Lepidosauria; Squamata; Cordylidae. Gene Ontology annotation, biological process: endosomal transport; regulation of autophagosome maturation; endosome to lysosome transport. The record is from RefSeq and is a predicted model, not a curated record. The transcript is spliced from 21 exons. Gene Ontology annotation, cellular component: late endosome; endolysosome membrane. The coding region runs from base 1857 to 4703 and encodes 948 amino acids.